Molecule: messenger RNA, 2233 nt
Organism: Oncorhynchus kisutch (coho salmon)
Lineage: Eukaryota; Metazoa; Chordata; Actinopteri; Salmoniformes; Salmonidae
Product: T-complex protein 1 subunit gamma-like
Exons: 14
Coding region: 399-2021 (540 amino acids)
Biological process (GO): protein folding
Molecular function (GO): ATP hydrolysis activity; ATP binding; ATP-dependent protein folding chaperone
Source: RefSeq, a predicted model, not a curated record
GACGAAGAGCACUAAAUGGUAAGCCUAGUAAAUGUAGCUAAACGUUUGAAGAUACAGGUAGCUUUAAGCCUUCAUGCGCAUAAUUGAUACCACAGAGCUGGUCAUUUAUUGGGUUUCUAUAUAAUAUCCAUAUAUGUACUGCGGCAUAGGAUUUGAUUUGAUAGGGCGACAUAGGAUUUAAUUUGAUAGGGUAAUCAUACGAGGAAAACAAUAUUAACUUGAAGAUAGCGCCCACUGGCGACUUCCUCUUUCGUAGUCACGCAGAUUGGUUUGUACGGCUGUUCAUCAAAAUUUCCUCGUCCUUAAUUGGUCAUUUCUUGCCCAGCCACAAACAAAUAAGCCUUUCCUUUGCUGCUUUUGAGAACUUGGUAGGCGGUUGAUCAACGCACGCUGCCAAAAUGAUGGGAAGACCAAUCGUCGUGUUGAGCCAGAAUAUGAAAAGGGAGUCUGGACGCAAGGUUCAGAAAGGGAACAUCGGUGCCGCAAAGGCAAUAGCAGAUGUCAUCAGAACAUGCCUGGGACCAAGAGCCAUGAUGAAGAUGCUGCUAGACCCCAUGGGCGGCAUUGUCAUGACCAACGAUGGCAACGCCAUCCUCCGCGAGAUCCAAGUGCAGCACCCGGCAGCCAAGUCCAUGAUUGAGAUCAGCCGCACCCAGGAUGAGGAGGUGGGAGACGGCACCACGUCAGUCAUCAUCCUCGCUGGAGAGAUGCUGUCUGUAGCAGAGCAGUUCUUGGAGCAGCAGAUGCACCCCACAGUCAUCAUUAGUGCCUACAGACACGCCCUGGACGACAUGCUCGACAUGCUCAAAGACAUCAGCACCCCGGUGGAUGUGAAUGACAGGGCACAGAUGCUGAAGAUCAUCAACUCUGCCAUCUGCACCAAGGCCUUGAGCCGUUGGUCUACCAUGGCGUGUAAUAUUGCCCUGGACGCCGUGCGCACUGUGGAGUUGGAGGAGCACGGACGCAAGGAAAUCAACAUUAAGCUGUACGCUAAAGUGGAGAAGGUGCCUGGUGGCUUCAUUGAGGACUCAUGUGUGCUAAAAGGCGUGAUGGUCAACAAGGACGUCACUCACCCCCGCAUGCGCAGAAUGAUCAAGAACCCCCGCAUCAUCCUGCUGGACUGCUCCCUGGAGUACAAGAAGGGCGAGAGCCAGACUGACAUUGAGAUCACACGUGAGGAAGACUUUUCCAGGAUCCUUCAGAUGGAGGAAGAGUAUAUCCAGACGAUCUGUGAAGACAUCAUCCGCCUCAAGCCAGACCUCAUCUUCACUGAGAAGGGCAUCUCAGACCUGGCACAGCACUAUCUGAUGAAGGCCAACAUCACAGCCAUCCGCCGUGUCAGAAAGACUGACAACAACCGCAUUUCAAGGGCAUGUGGGGCUCGCAUCGCCAGCCGUACAGACGAGCUGCGUGAGGAGGACGUGGGAACCGGCGCCGGCCUGUUUGAGAUCAAGAAGAUUGGAGACGAGUACUUCACCUUCGUCACAGAGUGCAAAGACCCCAAAGCCUGCACCAUCCUGCUGAGAGGAGCCAGCAAAGAGAUACUGGCUGAGGUGGAGCGCAACUUGCAGGAUGCCAUGCAGGUGUGUCGUAACGUGCUACUGGACCCAUCUCUACUCCCUGGAGGCGGGGCGGUGGAGAUGGCUGUGUCCAAGAGGCUGAUGGAGCGUUCCAAGACCCUGACCGGGGUGGAGCAGUGGCCCUACCGUGCCGUGGCCCAGGCCCUGGAGGUUAUCCCCCGUACACUCAUCCAAAACUGUGGAGCAUCCACCAUUCGCGUGCUCACCUCUCUCAGGGCCAAGCACACCCUGGAGGCCUGUGCAUCAUGGGGUGUGAACGGAGAGACUGGCACCUUGGCAGACAUGAUGGAGCUAGGCAUCUGUGAGCCACUGGCUGUGAAGGCCCAGACUUACAAGACUGCUGUGGAGACGGCCAUCUUGCUGCUCCGCAUUGAUGACAUUGUGUCUGGAAUCAAGAAGAAAGGUGAUGACCAGGCUGGAGGAGGACAGGGAGCUGAGUGAAGAUGGGGGAGGAGGAAAGGAAUGGGUUGGUUGACCAGUGGGCAAACAGACUGUGCUAGUGUACAUAGGACAGCCUACUGUUCUCUUUUUAGGAUGCUAUUUUCCCAAAAACAUUGUUUGGCCUGGAUUGUCAACCAAGUAUGUGUCUCGAUAGUCAAGCGUACACUGUAGCCAUGUGUUUUUGAUUUGCUAUAAAAUUGUAAUCGAAUGCU